AUGAGUCUUCAAAUGUCAUUAGUUUUCGGGGCCUUAAUUGGCCAAAUGGGGAUAUUAGUUCUUUUAUUACUUCCAUUGCCAUUAAGCGUUAGAACCAAAAUUGUUGAAAUAUAUGAUCUAUUAGGGAACUCAACCAAUGUUAAAGUUGGGAUAGUGUUUAGUGUGUCGCUAUUAGGGUUGUCAUUCAUCGACUGCGUACAAAGAUUAGGUAGAUAUGGAUUCAAUUCACCCUAUUUUACUAAUUUUAAUGCAGUUGCCAGUCAAGGUAAUUUAACUUAUGAUCAAUUGGCUACUAAAUUUUACACCCAAAGAAAUUUAUACUUGAAUGGAGCAGUAUUAUACUUGACCUUAUCAAUUUAUACCAUGAUUACUAUUAUUAAGAAAUUGGUUAAAAAGGAAAUUGAAUAUCGUAAUUUAAGUCAAAUAAACGAAGGAGAAUUUGCUAGUAAUGAAGAAGAAAUUGCUAAAUAUAAAGAAUUAAUUAAACAAAAGGAAAUUGAUAUUAAAACGUUUAAAAAACAAGUUGAAGGAUUACAAAAAUCUUACAAUGACUUGACUCCUUCAAACGAAACUUCUAAAACUGAUUGA
Hyphopichia burtonii NRRL Y-1933 is the source of this 588-nucleotide messenger RNA. RefSeq lists its product as uncharacterized. Gene Ontology annotation, biological process: intracellular protein transport; endoplasmic reticulum to Golgi vesicle-mediated transport. Gene Ontology annotation, cellular component: endoplasmic reticulum; endoplasmic reticulum membrane. The transcript has a single exon. Lineage: Eukaryota; Fungi; Ascomycota; Pichiomycetes; Serinales; Debaryomycetaceae. The record is from RefSeq and is a predicted model, not a curated record. The coding region runs from base 1 to 588 and encodes 195 amino acids.